Messenger RNA from Myzus persicae (green peach aphid), 2709 nucleotides. RefSeq names its product pre-rRNA processing protein FTSJ3. NCBI's taxonomy places the organism in Eukaryota, Metazoa, Arthropoda, Insecta, Hemiptera, Aphididae. The coding region runs from base 130 to 2649 and encodes 839 amino acids. Gene Ontology annotation, molecular function: rRNA (uridine-2'-O-ribose)-methyltransferase activity; rRNA (guanine) methyltransferase activity. Gene Ontology annotation, biological process: rRNA methylation; maturation of 5.8S rRNA from tricistronic rRNA transcript (SSU-rRNA, 5.8S rRNA, LSU-rRNA); maturation of LSU-rRNA from tricistronic rRNA transcript (SSU-rRNA, 5.8S rRNA, LSU-rRNA). Gene Ontology annotation, cellular component: nucleolus; nucleus; preribosome, large subunit precursor. The record is from RefSeq and is a predicted model, not a curated record. The transcript is spliced from 12 exons.
UUAUUCAAAAACAUUACUUAUUCAAAAUUUGAAAUAGGUGCAAUGAGGAUAAUAUAAUUUCUAUUAUUAUUAGUGACUUUGUCACAAAUCGUAUCAAAUUCAUAGCAUCCCGUGCCCGUACACAUCAAGAUGGGUAAAAAGAGUAAAAUUGGAAAACAGCGUAAAGAUAAGUUCUACCAUUUAGCUAAGGAAACCGGAUUCAGAUCUCGUGCUGCUUUCAAAUUACUCCAGCUGAACAGAAAGUUUGAGUUCCUGCAGAAAGCCCGCGUUCUUAUUGAUCUUUGCGCUGCUCCGGGAGGAUGGAUGCAAGUGGCCAAACAGAAUAUGCCGGUGUCCAGCAUCGUCGUUGGUAUCGAUUUGUAUCCAAUAAAGCCCGUGCCUGGUUGUAUAUGUUUAACGGAAGACAUUACAACUCCACAAUGUCAGUCGGCUCUCAGCAAAGAACUUCAAACUUACAAAGCGGACGUUGUGCUGAAUGACGGAGCUCCCAAUGUUGGUCAAAAUUGGAUUUACGAUGCUUAUUCUCAAUCUUGUCUCACCUUAAGUGCAUUAAAGUUGUGUUGUCAUAAUCUUAGAGAAGGAGGAUGGUUUAUUACUAAAGUUUUCCGAUCCAAAGAUUAUAAUGCCCUCAUGUGGGUUUUUAAACAACUUUUCAGAAAAGUACAUGCUACCAAACCUCAAGCAUCACGUAGCGAGUCUGCUGAAAUAUUUGUUGUUUGCCAAUAUUAUUUGAAGCCAUCUAAACUAGAUGAGCGUUUCUUUAAUGCAAGCUAUGUUUUCAAAGAUUUAGAAGUUAAUCCACAAGUAAGAUUAGAUUCUGAAAGCAAAACUCAAAAGAAGCCAAAAGCUGAAGGUUAUCCUGAUAACGCGACUAUACUAUUUAAACAAUUACCUGUUUCUACUUAUAUGCAAUCUAAAAAUCCAGCCAUAGCAUUACAAGAUGCAUAUGAAAUUGUUUUAGAUGAUCCAAUUAUAGCAAACCACCCUAGUACAACAAAUGAAAUUAAAGAAUGUUGCAAAGAUAUUAAAGUUUUAGGCCGUAAAGAUAUAAGAUCGAUUAUGAAUUGGUGGAAGGUGUUCCAAGAUAAAGAAGAAAAGGUUGAACCUUUGGAAGCUGAUGAUGAAAACAAGGAAAAUGAUGUUGAACUUUCAGAAGAUGAAAGAGAAUUGGAUGAAGUUGAUAAAGAAAUCAAAGAGUUACAGGACGAGGAAAGAAGAGAAUUAAAACGCAAGAAGAAGAAGACCAACAAAGAAAGAACAAAGUUACAAACUAAAAUGAAUUUAAAAAUGGUACAUAAAAAUGAUUUGGGACCAACUGAAGAACGCGAAACUGGUGUAUUUCAACUGUCUAACAUAAAAACAAAAAAAGCUUUAGAUACUGUAGUUGAUCAAGAACCAGAUAUAAUUGAUUCUGAGGAUUCUGAUGUUGAAAUUAAGCCUAAAAAAGCGAAAUAUGAUCCAAACAAUACAUACCUUGACAAAUCUGGAAUGUUUUACCGUUCAGAUGAAAGUGCAUCAGAACAAGAAUCAUCAGAUGAAGUCGAUAGUGAUACUGAAGGAUUAGGUUUUACAGAUAAAAACCUAUCAUCAAAAGCAUUACCUAAAAAAAAAGUAACUUUUGCUGAUCCAAACGAAAACCAUCCUCUGAUAACUGAUCUUGACUAUCGAGAUGUUAAGGACAAACGUACUUCUAAAGCUGAACUUUGGUUUGACAAAGAUGUGUUUAAAGAUGUAGAAAGAGAAGAAGAUGAAGAUUACGAGUUAGAAAAAAUGGCUGCUGUAAUUAAAUCUAAAGGUGGCAAAAUGUAUAGAGAGAAUUUAGAUGAUGACGAUGAUGAUGAUGAUGAUAACGAAAAAGUUAGUUUACAAAAGUCCAAAAAAAAUAUAAAAGUGAACCAGAAAGAUGAUGCUGAUGAUGAUGAAACUACUGACUCUGAUAGUGAAUCUGAAAUCAGUGAAGCUGAAGAUCAUAGUGCUGCAAUACCCAUAAAUGAAUGGGAUGAUAAACCUGUGCUUACACCAGCUGGUAAGAAAAAGAAGAAGAGGAAUGCUAGAAUGUUGGAUGAUGACGGUCUUGCUUUGGGUACAAUGAUGGCUUCGUCGAAAAAAAUGAAAAGAGACAUUAUUGAUGGUGCCUGGAAUAGAUUUGCAUUCAAUGAUGAAGAUCUGCCUGAUUGGUUUGUAGAUGAUGAAGCAAAACACAUGCGCAAACAUGUGCCUGUACCUAAGGAACUGGUGGACGAAUUUGGCAAAAGACAUGAAGAUAUAAAUAUAAGACCUAUUAAAAAAGUUGGUGAGGCUAAGGCUAGAAAGAAGAAGCGUGCUCUACGUCAAAUGGAAAAGGCAAAGAAGAAGUUGGAAGGUGUUGUGGAAAAUUCUGAUGUUACAGAAGCUGAAAAAGCUCGACAAGUCAGACAGAUUUACAAAAAAUUGAAACAAUCUAAGCAAGAAAUUAAAUAUGUUGUAUCCAAAAAACACACAGCUGCCAAGAGAGCGAAACGUCCAGCUGGCGUGAAAGGACCAUACAAAGUAGUGGACCCAAGAAUGAAAAAAGAUAUGCGUGCUAAAAUGCGUAUGGAUAAAAAGAAAUCAAAUAAAAAAGGUGCUAGAGCUAAGCCGUUGGUCAAAACAAGAAGGGGUCACAAAUAAAAUGUGUAAUAAAAAAAAAUUAGUUUUAUUAUAUUACAAUUAUUUUCACUGUGACUUUAA